GCUCUUUCAGUGUUCACAAGGUGUUUUAACAAGUUUAAACGCUGUAUGGCCGAAACGCCUUUCUCAUAAAGGAGUUUUUUUUUUUUUUAGAAAGGGAACAGGGCAGCCAUUUCAUAAACUGCCGUCUCUCCUUACAGUUAUAAUAUUACAAACCAUCUUAUCUAGACUCAUAAUCCCGGCUCGUAAUACAGUCGGAAACAUGGUAUUCUUGUUCUUUCUAGAUUGCAUUUUGACAUGCACCUUUUUAACAGUUGUUGUGAUUAAGGAAUCGGUUGUUAGAAGUAUCCCUGGUCGGGAGUAAUAAUAUUAAUCCGAAAAAGGGAAUGCGGCAAUGGCUACCAUCUUCCAUCAAGACAGCUCAUACUGUACAGUGUGCAUCACAUACGCACCAUUUAUUUAAGUAUCGUACUGUAAUAAGAAAAUACACGGGCUAACUAUUUUAUUUUGCUUGGUAGCCACUGAAGUUUAGUUAUUAAACGGCGUAUUGUGUUGUUUGUGUACUUUGGAAGACGUUUGUUGUUUUAGUUUUAACCUAGCGGCGGCAGCAGCCGCACUUCACUGCACAGCUGACAUUCAUGCCACGUUUUCUUUCUACAACAAUCCCAAGUGCUUUGCACGUCCAUACCAUACAGUUAUAACAAGUUACUUGUUUGCAUUAUGACAAAUCUAAAUGCAUUUUUAAACCGCAGGGUUUUAUUUGAACUUUUGUUUAACUUUUUGGAGAUUGUGGGCUCACUUAUCUGUUUGUUGCUUGUUGACAAAACUAAUAUUUGCUGUAAUAUGUGAGUAUUCUUAUUUGGCUCGCGAUGGCGUUGUCGUGUUUCUUUUAUGGGUGUUCCUUCCCUUACAGUUAAAACUACUUUUGUGCAUUAAGUGGUCUGUCAACACCUUGUCUGAUAAAGUAGAGUGUGCAGAAGCCACAGCUGGAGCACUGUUAACUCUUGUAUAUUUAGCUGAACUGAAAGUAGAGCUAAGUUUAGUUGUUAUAUAGUACUGGAUAUAAUUAUUAGGAAACGUAGACUUGGGAAAUUAGGUGCAUUCGUGUAAAUUGCCCACAAAAAAAAGAAGUGUCAUUCAUCCCCUAUUGCCACAACUGUAUAUGAAAAAAUUGAGCCAUAAGUAACAUGAAAAAGUAGAUCACCACAUCCUGCAUUCACUGUGAGCACUUGGCAAAAUAUACAGAAAAAUAAGUUCGGGAUGGAGAGGAAACCUAAGGGUUAAAAAAAGAAUCAAAACCCUUUAAAAUAAGAGCUGCAUACACUUGUGUUGAAGAUUCUCUUGAGAAAGUUUUGUGACAAUUGGACAAGCAGUUCUCAUGAUUAUAUGCUAAAAUCCCACAGCGGAUAAAACUGAAACUGGAUGGCUGGAUGACUUCAAACACCCAGCAGCACUCACUUAUAUUAGCUCUUUAGACACAAUUAAAAUGAACAGCAGCAGCAGCAGCUACUCCCUUCCCACGAUGGUGCACAACAGCUCAUUGCUGGACAGCAUGUCGCUGUCUCACAGUGCAGCGGGGAGCAGCAGUGGAAGUGACGGGAAGGUGCUGCUGAUCAGCAAGCCCUUCAAGUGCUCUGAGUGUGGCCGCUCCUUCGCCCAGCUGACCGGGCUGGAGCUGCACGAGAUGUCACACGCGGCGGAGCGGCCGUACCCUUGCGAGCUGUGCGGCAAGACCUUCGCCCAGACCUCGGCGCUCACCAAGCACCAGCGCGUGCACACCGGCGAGAAGCCCUACCAUUGCCCCGUGUGCGGCAAGUGCUUUGCACUCUCCUCCGGGCUGGUGCUGCACAAGAGGAUCCACACGGGCGAGCGGCCCCACACCUGCCCCGUCUGCAGCAAGACCUUCAUCUCCUCCUCCCACCUGGCCCUGCACCUGCGCUCCCACACCGGCGAGCGCAAGUACAAGUGCAGCGUGUGCGGCAAGCUCUUCCUGCAGUCCUCCCACCUGGUGCGGCACCGGGCCAUCCACACGGGGGAGAAGCCCUUCCGGUGCCCGGAGUGCGGGAAGAGCUUUGGCCGGUCGUCCCACCUCAAGACUCACCGGCGCCUGCACACGGGCGAGAAGCCCUUCCGGUGCACACAGUGCGUCAAGGCCUUCACGCAGAAGGCAGGUCUCAUCAUGCACCAGCGUCUGCACACGGGCGAGAGGCCCUUCAAGUGCGACAGGUGUGGCAAGACCUUCCGCUCGUCCGCCCACCUGCUUUCCCACAAGGCCCUGGAGUCCGGUGAGCGCAACUUCAAGUGCGCCCAGUGCGAGAAGGCCUUCAAGUCGGCCUCCUCCCUCAAGCAGCACCUGAAGACCCAUGAGAGCCGCGAAAUGUUCCGCUGCGGGGUGUGCCAGCGCUCCUUCGCUCGCUCCUCCUACCUGCAGCUCCACAUGCGCACCCACAGUGGCGAGCGGCCCUACCACUGCAUGGUCUGUAACAAGACUUACACCAAGAUGGCCACCUUCGAGCGCCACUGCAAGAGGCACCAGCAGCAGGACCAAGAAAAGGAUGAGGAGGAGGAGGAGGAGAAGGACGUGAAGCCCCCACCACUGCCCUCACCACCUCAGUCUGUCAAGACCAGGGCCAAGGGGAAAGCCAAGAAGGGCAAGUGAACACGACUGCAAAUCCUGACAGUGCAGCAGGGACGAUAUCCUUAAUACAAAACCAUUGUAUACCAGAUAGAGAACAUCAGUCUCAUCUUUAUUAGAGUUGUGGACACCACAAGAGAGGAAUCGCGGCAGGAAUGGAGUACUUUCCCAUUUAACGACAGCUGCUACAGCACAGCUACAGUGGUAUCCAGGGGGACAGAAAGUGUUCAGGUACACAUAACCUGUGCAGAGACUGAAAUUAAACUGAUCUCCUUUGAGUUUCACAUUCUGUACAUGACUGAUCUGAGCUGAAAGAUGAUCUUCAAAGGACUCCUUUAAAAAUACAUAUAUAUGUAAUACACAGAGCUCGUCAUUUCAGAAUUUUCCCAAGUUUCCAAAGGUUUCAGCACUAAGUAACUUAGGAUAACAACCCUAGGAUAACUAACAUGUUUUAGCUUCCUGUACAAUAACUUCUAUUUCCUAUACUACAAUAAUGGCCUGGGGUGGAGUGCACCAAGCAGGCGUAAGACUUAUUCAGGUUGUAAAUGGGUCGUAAUUGUACGCCACAAAAGAAUCAUAUGGCACAGACUUAAUCCGUUGGAUAUGUUUGAGCUCUAUCAGCGCUAUCGAUUACCAAGACAGAACACUUUCGUCUUAUAAAUGAAAUACGGGAUGACCUUCAAUAUGUGAACCAAAGGAAUGCCGCCAAAUGCUUUUUUUUAUAUAUAACAAAAAUAGAUUAUUAUGUUACCACUUCAUAUUGGAACACGUAAAAAUGCACAACGCUAAAUCGAUUGCUUUAUGGAAUUAGUGACCUUGAAUGACUAAAUGGUACUAAAGGCCUUUGCUGUGACUGUACAAGCAAAAAAAAAAAAAAAGGAUGAAUAAUACACACUGUUUUUUUAAGUUUAUACAAUUAUUGUUGGACCAGAAAGCAACGAUGGAGAGUCAGUUCAGCUCCUGUGAAUCCCAGUUCAAUACACAGGCCGGUAUGGUGCUUUCUUUCUCAUAGGUCUUCUUUCACUGUACUGGGAACUAGGAGCCGCCCACAGCACAAAAAACAAACCGCCUUGCAUAACCUUAGGCAAGUCUGAUCCUGCUUCAGUAUCAGAAGCCACUAAUCAACUCGCAGAUUUCAAUUGUGGGAUCUGUAUAUAUACAGUUGUAGUCAAAAGUUUACAUACCCCAAUGGAAAUUUAUAAUUUCUAGAAUUUUUUUUUUAGCAAAAGUUUUGCUUUUGUGUCUGAGGAAAAAAGUUACAAGAAAUAAAUACAAUUAUUUAUUUCAGCAAUUUUUUUUUUUUUUUCUACAAAACUCCAAAAAUGCUAAUUCAAAAAAAUUCAUCCUUCGAUGCUAUGAUAGUAUUGUCUACAAGGUGCUAGAAAUUUCAGUAUGAAAAUGCUGGAUUGUAGGUGAACAUUCUUAGAGUAUAAAAGGGUUGGGCAUAGGAUGAUGUCCUGUCAUUACCAGUAAGUCAAUAUGGGAAAAAGUAAAGAGCUAUUUGAAGACCUAGGGAAUUAUUUAUUUUCAUAAAGCUGAAGAAGGAUACAAGAAGAUUCCAAGCGUUUGAGUAUCCGAAAUUCAACUAUUGUUUCUAUUAUCAAGAAGUACAAGACUCAUGGUACUGUCACAACGCUCCCUAGGUCUGGAAGAAAGAAGGUUCUUUCACCAAGAACAUGUAGAAGAAUUGUGAGGACGGUUAAUAACAAUCCAAGAUUGACUGCCAAAGAUAUUCCAAGUGAAUUGGCUGCAAGUGGGACUGGGGUUUCCAUUUCAACCAUAGGUCGAGUAUUGCAUGAUGAAGGAAUCAGUGGUCGCAGGCCAAGGAAAAAGCCACUCUUAGGAAAACGUCACAAGGACAAUCGCUUAAAGUUUGCAAAACGGCAUGUGAAUGAUGAAUAUGAGUUCUACUCAAUGGUUUUGUGGAGUGAUGAAACAGAAAUCAAGCUAUUUGGUCGAGCUGAUAAUCGUUCCAUUUAGAAAAAGUCUGGUGAGGCGUACAAAGAAAAGAACACCAUACCUGUCAAGCAUGGAGGUGGUAAUAUCCAUCUAUGGGGCUGUUUUUCCUCUAAUGGCACAGGAAAUUUAGUUCCAAUACAUGGUAAAAUGGAUUCCAUAGCAUACCAAAAGAUAUUGGCCAAUCAUCUGAAACCCUCCGCUUCAAAACUUAGUUUAAAUCGCAACUGGACGUUGCAACACAACAAUGAUCCAAAGCACACAUCAAAAUCUACUUCAGAAUGGUUAAAGAAGAAUAGAAUUAAGGUUCUGGAAUGGCCUAGUCAAAGUCCUGAUCUAAAUCCGAUUGAGAAUCUUUGGUAUGAGUUAAAGAAGUCUGUGCACAAGAGAAGUCCUCGGAAUUUGAAUGAACUGGAACAAUUGUGUGUUGAAGAAUGGUCAAAAAUCACUAAAGAAUCAUGCCAAAAGCUCAUUGACAAAUAUCCUAAUCAUUUAAAAGAGGUUAUUAUUGCUAAAGGUGCCUCAACUAGCUAGUCAUUUCAUUUUCCUUGUCAGGGUAUGAAUACUUUUGAAUUAGCAUUUUUGGAGUUUUGAAAAAAAAAAAUUGCUGAAAUAAAUAAUUGUAGACAUCUAUUUCUUGUAACUUUUUUUCCUCAUCCACAAAAGAUUUUAUAUAUAUAUUUAAUUAUUGUAAAAAUAGCUGUAUGAAAUGGGUUUGAUUAUUGUAAAAAUAGCUGUAUGAAAUGGGGAUCAAUGUUCUGAUUGUAAACAUUGUACUGUAUGUGUUUGUGUGUAUAUAUAUGUUACCUCGUACGCCUACAAUCUUGUCACAUACUUGAGAGAUUCGUUUUUUUCUGUAUAAAAAACAAUAAAUUCUCAAAGCUUUUUACUCCAAUUCAUCAUUAGGACAUUUUUCCUUUUCAGAAAGGAGAAACACACCCAAUAAACUAACCAAACCAGAAAUAAA
Molecule: messenger RNA, 5495 nt
Organism: Acipenser ruthenus (sterlet)
Lineage: Eukaryota; Metazoa; Chordata; Actinopteri; Acipenseriformes; Acipenseridae
Product: zinc finger protein 239-like
Exons: 2
Coding region: 1424-2596 (390 amino acids)
Source: RefSeq, a predicted model, not a curated record